UUAUCCUAGAGCACAAAGGGGGAGAAAUGUCAUGGGAAACUGUUGUCCUCUUUGACAUGGACUCAAGCUGCAGCUCCUGACCGGUCCUGAGCUCAGAGGAUUGUGAGAAGAAGAGGCUAGGAAAGUUAAUCAGUGCCCUGAAGGAAGGUUUCAGCAGACCAGCAAGAUGGAGGAAAUACCUGAAGGUGGGGGGAAGAUGACCAGCCAGCAGGCUCUGUGUGAUCCUGACAUGAAGACCAGAAAAGAGCCUUGCAUCUCCACCCUCAAAUUGUUUAUUGUGGCGCUAUCCUUCGCCUGUUUCUCCAAAGCUCUCACGGGAACCUACAUGAAGAGCUCCAUCACUCAGAUUGAAAGACGUUUUGACCUCUCCAGUACACACGUUGGACUUAUAGAUGGCAGUUUUGAGAUGGGAAACUUGUUGUUUCUUGCUGUGGUCAGUCAUUUUGGAGCCAAGUUACAUCGUCCUCGACUCAUUGCUGUGGGCUGUUUCCUGAUGGCUGUUGGGGCCUUUCUUACCGGUCUGACACACUUCUUCAUGGGAAGCUACAAGUACGACACGAUCAUUCAGGUUUUCCAGAAUGACAGCGUCAAAAUAACUGCAUGUGUGGAUCCUCUGGAAAAAGAAGGUGGAGUUCAGAUUGAGCCAUCUAUUGAAGACAACAAAGCCUGUGUGAGGGAGUCUGGUUCCAGCAUGUGGAUCUAUGUGUUCCUCGGGAACGCCCUGAGGGGGAUUGGAGAAACACCGGUCACACCUCUGGGCAUCUCGUACAUCGACGACUUUGCUAAAGCUGAAAACUCACCCUUUUAUAUUGCUUGCCUCCAGACCAUCACUCUCCUGGGCCCCAUGUUUGGCUUCCUCCUGGGCUCUUACUGUGCCAGACUAUACGUGGACAUUGGAUACGUGGAUAUAGAAAGUGUGACCAUAACCCCAAAGGAUGCUCGCUGGGUGGGUGCCUGGUGGAUGGGUUUCAUGGUGUCCUCUGUCCUCCUGCUUAUCUCCAGCAUUCCCUUCUGGUUCCUGCCUCGAUCGUUAGUGAAGGAGAGGGAUGAAAGCAAGUGUGAGAGCUUAGAUGAGACAGAGGAUGUCCUCAGCAACAACCACCUCCAGCUGACUGACAUUGCAAAAGGGUUUCUUCCCGCACUGAAGCGCCUGCUGGGAACUCCCGCCUACUUCUUGCUUAUUUGUGGGAGCGUCCUUAAGUUCAACUCUUUCAUUGGCUUGUUCACUUUCAAAGCCAAAUACAUGGAACAACAGUUUGGGCAGUCUGCAUCCAGAGCCAAUUUCCUCAUAGGCGUGUUGAACCUCCCAGCGGUGGCAGUGGGGAUCUUCCUCGGUGGGUUGCUGAUGAAAAGAUAUAAGCUGAGUUUGGUCUCAGGAGCUCAGCUUUCCUUUGCCACAUCCUUCUUGGCAUACCUCCUCCUGCUACUGCAGUUUGGCACCAAGUGUGAUAACAUUCCUGUGGCUGGGCUCACUAUCUCAUACAAUGGGUCACAGAGUGUAUCGCACAACCCAGAUAUGCUCUACGCAGAGUGCAACAGAGAUUGCUCGUGUUCUGGAGAGGAAUGGGACCCGGUGUGCUCAGACAGUGGCAUCACUUACAUCUCUCCAUGUAUGGCUGGCUGCAUAAGCUCCAGUGGAUCCGGCAAGAACACGGUUUUUCACAACUGCAGCUGUGUGUCCGACUCUUACCCAGCAGGCAGCAGUACAUCUGUGAGGCUGGGCCAGUGUCCUCAUGCCAAGGACUGCAGCCGGAGUUUCACCUCCUACAUGGGUGUAUCUGUUCUCAGCUCCUUUAUCAACUCUCUAGGAGCCACGCCUGGUUACAUGGUCAUCAUCAGAUGUAUCGCACCAGAGCUCAAAUCCCUUGCACUGGGUAUCCAGACCUUGGUGACAAGGACCCUUGGUGGAAUUCCUGCACCGGUCUAUUUCGGAGCCCUGAUUGAUUCAACGUGCCUGAAGUGGUCCAUCAAGAAGUGUGGGGGAAGAGGGGCGUGUCGCAUUUAUGACUCUGCCAUGUACAGAAUGAUCUUCUUGGGUCUGAUCACUUGUCUCAGCGGUUCCUCUUAUUUCUUCGUCAUUGCUGUCAUCAUUCUUCUCAGAAGGCAGUUUCGGAAACCCGGGCGUGAAACGGAGAUGCAGGAAACAAAAGGGUCAAAGAAAAUUGAACUUCAGGCCCCAUCAAAAUCUAGAGCGGACAAGCCUAGUUCUUCUAAAACUUCCAAACCGCGGAACACUCCCACAGUUUCUGAAAGGAUCUCAACACAGCCGAUGGAGCUUCUCCAAGAUGGCAGACUCAUCGCAACCAAUAACAUCAUAGCUGGGCAGAAAGUCCAAUCCCUAAUGAAGACCACUGUUGAGUUAGCUCCUCUCCCAAGUGAGAAAGUAAUGAGAGAGAUUGAUGGACACAAGUCAGAGGAGGAGUUGAAAGAGGGGAAGGACAACUUUUGCAAGGAGGCAGAAGAGCAGAGACCGGACCAUCAGGAAGAGGACAAAAAUGAAACAGCACACAGCAAAGAGAAAGAGAGCCCACAACAUUAAGACAUUCACCAAUGUGGAUUCAAACACAGGGUCAAACAAGGUCAACAGGGGCCGUUCUGGAAAUGUUUGUAAGUUUGACCAAAUGUCACUGAUGCCCUGAUUGUCAAGUGGGGUUGCUUUUUCAACUGGGCUAAAGCAUACCCAUCUUUUUUACAGGACAGAUCUGCUGUAUUAGACCUGAGGAUUUCCUUAGCUGUAGAAACGUAGCUCAGUAUUUGACAUAAAACCGGACUUGCUGUGAAUGCGCACAUUCACCAACAAUUCAAAGACUUGAUCUAGCACAUGAUUACAUGACCGCCAUGCAAGGUUCAGACUGAAAGGAAUGUUUUUCUGUCUGUGUCAAUAAAUGGAUUCCUGAGUGGUUCA
Molecule: messenger RNA, 2905 nt
Organism: Notolabrus celidotus (New Zealand spotty)
Lineage: Eukaryota; Metazoa; Chordata; Actinopteri; Labriformes; Labridae
Product: solute carrier organic anion transporter family member 1C1-like
Exons: 15
Coding region: 167-2539 (790 amino acids)
Biological process (GO): transmembrane transport; sodium-independent organic anion transport
Cellular component (GO): membrane
Molecular function (GO): protein binding
Source: RefSeq, a predicted model, not a curated record